Girardinichthys multiradiatus is the source of this 1923-nucleotide messenger RNA. It is a transcript of the gene cd247, whose product is annotated as CD247 molecule. The transcript is spliced from 8 exons. Gene Ontology annotation, molecular function: transmembrane signaling receptor activity. Gene Ontology annotation, biological process: cell surface receptor signaling pathway. The record is from RefSeq and is a predicted model, not a curated record. Lineage: Eukaryota; Metazoa; Chordata; Actinopteri; Cyprinodontiformes; Goodeidae. The coding region runs from base 396 to 1031 and encodes 211 amino acids. Gene Ontology annotation, cellular component: membrane.
AGAGUAAAAAGUCUGAUUUCAGGAGAAAUCUCCAGAGGAUCCCUGAGCUCUGCAGAGAGUCACCAGUCCUCCUUCAGCCCAGGCUGGUAACAUGUUCAGGAAAUGCCCCGCCUCUCACCUGUUUACCUACAGGAAGUGACUCAAAGUCACCAACAUGUUGUCUCCAGAACCGAAAUGCUGUGUAUUUAUACUCUGCUGCUUGUGCACCACCAUCCCAGAGAAGUGUCCCAUGUUCGGACUGGUCCCAGUUCAGUGUGAGAACCCAACAGUGCAUACAGAGCACCAGUAUGAGUGAAGCUAACUGGUGGAUACAGGCAAAGAUGUCACUAACUGCCUGAACAUGAAACGCAGUGAAAUAAAGCCAGUGUUUCGGCUGAAUUACUGUUUCCGUGUGCAUGCAGAGUGUGUCGCUGUGUGGGAGAAGUGUGUCGCUGUGUGUCACCUGGCACAGCAGCUCCUCACCACUUCCUGCCCCACUUCAUCUCGACUCUGCAGAGGAAGACGCUUCACUUCGCUUCUGUCGCUGCAGAACUUGGAGCGCUCUGAAAAGCUGUACUAACUGGGGAAACUGGUUUAAGAUGGAGCUCAAGACCUGGGUACCUGGCCUGCUGGUCCUCGCCGGGGUGCUGCCCUCAGCAGAGGCGCUGGACAUCAGUGACCCUAAGCUCUGCUACGUCCUGGAUGGCUUCCUCGGUCUGUACGGCCUCAUCAUCACCGGCAUGUUCAUCAAGGAGAAGUUCUUCAAAACCAAAGUAAAGGGAGCAGAGGAACCCACCUACACUGGUCUGAGAGGACAGAGCGCUGAUACCUAUGAACCACUGAUGACCGACCCUGAGAGAGGAGGAAGAAACCGCAGAGUGGUUGAGGACUCCACAUACACGGGCCUGCAGAAACGGACGGAACCAACAUAUAAAGAGCUUCCUAUCAAGAAAGAGCGUCAGAGGAAGAACGAGCAGGUUUAUCAGGGUCUGAGCUCGGCCACCAGAGACACCUACGACUCCCUGAAGAUGCAGCCGCUUCCUGCUCGCUAACGAGGAGCUUCGAGAUGUUUCAGCCAGAGUUGGUUUAUGAAGAUCACUGAGGAUUUUAAACUUCUGACAUCUUUCAGGAACCGGUUUUAUUCUAGCUUUUGACUGAAGAGGUCCAGAUCCUUAUUGUCAGCACAAAUGCUGCAAAUCAAUCUAGAAUCUGAUAAAUUUACUGCCUUUUCCUCCGAGCCAGGAGGUUGAGGUUUUUUAACCGUUUUUUUUUUUUUUUGAAGCACAUGAACAUGACAAAUUAGGUGGUUAACCUGAGUUUAAAAACUUGCUGCAUGUGUCUGAAAUGAUCUUCUUAUGGAAACGCACAUUUGAUGUGCAGAAACUGAGAUGUUUCACUGAGAUAUAUUUGUCUUAUUGUGUCUGUAUAUAUAGGGUCUAUGCAAACCUGCUUCUAAUGUCUUUCUGUGUUAAACGUGGAGAAUCUGAAGUCAGUUUAAAGUUGGAGAAGGAGGAUAAUAUUAAAUACAUCUAAUAAACUCAGGUUGCAAAAAUAAAAUUGGAAUCAAAUGUAAAAAGUUGAGAUCUUGAAGUUUGAUGCAAUGUUUCUUUAAUGCCUGCUGUUGUUUAAUGUUAAGACGAGUGAAGAUGGAGAACAUGAAGGUUAAAACAUGUUAUUUGUAGAGUUUCGUUUAAUUUUACUAUUCAUUUUCUUGUACUUCAGCUAAAGUCCUCUAACUUCUUUUUAUUGACUGUUUUCUUUCAGUGUAUGAUGACAUGAUGUUUUCCUGAGAAUUUGUUAUUAGAAUGUAAUGAAAAUCCUGCUUCGUUAUGACAGUCAUGUCUCUUCUGUUAAAGCUUGAUGAUAAAAUAGUUUUACUCGUUUCUGCCACCUGGUGGACAUACGUGAGAAGCAUCUUUAAAUAAAGGCUUGCAACAAAGUGAA